UUUCAGAUGCAGUUCAUGAAGAUGAGGCUGGUUUAUGCUUUCAUUCUGACAAUGGGUGCUCUUUGCUUGUACUUCAGCAUGGAACUUUUCGAAGAACUUCCAAUUGUUCUCAAGAAAGGUCACGGGAAGUUCCUCCAGCUCCCAGAUAUUGACUACAAGCAGAAGCCCCCUUUCCUUGUGCUGCUGGUGACUUCGUCCCACAAGCAGCUGGCGGCUCGCAUGGCCAUCCGCAAGACGUGGGGUAGAGAAACAGAGGUGCGGGGGCGGCGUGUAAAGACCCUCUUCCUCCUGGGGGCCUCAGACAGCACCGACGAGAUGAAUGCCACAGCCCAGGAGGGCAAGCAGCACCGUGACAUCAUCCAGAAGGAUUUCAAGGACGACUACUACAACUUGACCCUGAAAACAUUGAUGGGCAUGGAAUGGGUCCACCACUUUUGUCCUCAGGCAGCUUUUGUGAUGAAGACAGACUCAGACAUGUUUGUGAAUGUUGGCUAUCUGACUGACCUGCUGCUAAAAAAAAACAAAACCUCCAGGUUCUUCACGGGGUACAUAAUGUAUGAUUACCCUCCCAUCAGGGAUACAAUCAGCAAGUGGUUUGUGAGUAAAUUUGAAUAUCCCUGGGACACGUACCCACCUUUUUGUUCUGGUACGGGUUAUGUCUUUUCUAGUGAUGUGGCCAGUAAAGUAUACAGUGUCUCAGAGAGUGUCCCAUUCUUCAGGUUCGAGGAUGUGUUUGUCGGGCUCUGCCUGGCCAAGCUGAAGAUACGGCCUGAGGAACUCCACACAGAACCAACCCUUUUCCCAGGAGGCUUAUACUUCUCUGUGUGUCGCUUUCGUAAAAUUGUGACCUGUCAUUCUCUGACACCCCAGACAUUACUCACUUACUGGAAGAAACUGGAGAACUCUCAGAAACAGUACUGCCCUUCUUAAUGUUGAUGGUAUCCACAGUGCAAACUUCCAAUAACCUUUGGCGAUACUUUGUGGAGGUCUGAGAUGGCCUUGCUGGGAACUGUCAGGGUUAGAGAGAGGAGGAGGAAAGCAAAGAGUGUUGUUCUCAAUGCCCUGCAUGUACUAGAGUGGAUGUACACACACACAGGUCAAGACUCAUUCCCACUUGGCACCCAGAGCAAUAACAGAUCUCAUCUAUCAGACUUUUGCACUAUGUUCUCAAUGUUUGAGACAUGUCUUCAUCUGCUCAUUUCAGGGCUCAGUAUAUAUAUGAAGCCAUGGAUGUGAUCAUUAACAUUUUACAGGUUAAGAACCAGUAGCUAUGGUCAAUUACUUGUUCAAAGACUCCCAGUCUGCAGAUGGAGUAGGAAUGAGAAUCAAGUUCUAUCAGAAUUCAGUUGGUGUCCCCCAACUGAGUGUCCCAUUCUUUUGGAAAGGGUGGUAAUGGAUGAAGCUUAGGGUAGGUGCCUUAAAGAAAACCUGCAUUCUUCAGGCCAUUUCUGGAGUACCCAGCCCCUCAAUUCCAAAUCCUACUUUUUUUAAAAUGCUAAGUCUUGGAUGAACCAGCUUUCUUAGCCCUCUCCCCUCACUUGAAUGAUAUAGCUAGGCACCGAGUCUGUUAUCUACUUGGUAUCUAAUGCAUCUUCUACAUGAAACAUGCAUGGCUACAGACAGUAGCUCACUUCCAUGCUAGAAGGGCACUGGAUUAUAAGCCCAUAUAAAUGAGGCUGAGAACUCUUAACUGUUUCUUAUUGUAAAGGCUGAUCACACUGCUGAAAUCCUAGCAAGGUGAUGUCUCCUGUGAGCCUUUGGAAUACCUUAUCUCUGCUGUGAAUGUCUUGAUGGAUUGAUGGUGAUCAGUUGCAGCUCUGGAACACUUCAGACAUCUAAGUUCAAACUCAAGGACAGUCAGGAACAGGCAUGGCCUGUCCUGGUGUCCAGUAACUUUGCUGGAACCUGGACUGGUCCAAGCUACUGGUUUGCCCACCAUGCCCAGUCUGUUUUCAGGGUUUUCUGUCCUUCCCGGUUCCUGCUGCCGUUAAGCCCCAAAGAAAUCACA
Messenger RNA from Myodes glareolus (Bank vole), 2008 nucleotides. Lineage: Eukaryota; Metazoa; Chordata; Mammalia; Rodentia; Cricetidae. The record is from RefSeq and is a predicted model, not a curated record.